Molecule: messenger RNA, 2800 nt
Organism: Formica exsecta
Lineage: Eukaryota; Metazoa; Arthropoda; Insecta; Hymenoptera; Formicidae
Cellular component (GO): membrane
Source: RefSeq, a predicted model, not a curated record
UUUAUAUGAACAUUUUUGCUUAAAAUGACCGGUACCAUCACUUUCCAGAAUAUUGAUCUUUCCUCUUGGGACACCCUGUAUAAAGAUAUUUACUUUAUUCUAUUUCCAUGAAUAUAAAGUAUAUUUUAUAUUUUAGCAACCUUGUGAAGCAAUGCCAUUGCACUUAGAAAGGAUUAAUCUACUGGAAUAUGCGCGCUGUUUCUUUUCAGUUCGUCAGUGGUUUCUCCUGAGGUGUCAGUAUUGCGCUUGACAUCAUACUGUACGGAUUAGUAUUUCUUAAAGAUCCGUUCCUCUCCUACGGUAUUCAAUAUUAAUAUUAAAAAGGCAAACAAAGGAAAUGAGAAUUGCACACGUGACGUGCGAAAGAAAUAUGCACAAUACAAGCUGAAUAUUUCAGUUAAAUUAAUUAAUUUUGAUCAAAAUUCGGAAACGUACAAAAUACGUCAAGAUGACAAUGCUCAAGAGUUUCUUUAGAAGGAUAAGCAAAGAUUUUCAUCAAAAGAAGUUGAUGCCAUUGAAGUUAAUAUUUUUUGUGCAAGCAUCCACACUUUAUGUAUUGUAUCCAUAUUUAACUAUACACAUGAGAGAACUGGGAAUAAAUAUAGAAGAAACUGCGAUAAUGAGUUCCAUCAUUCCUCUUGUAGCCGUAGUGAUGCCGCCGCUUGCCGGUAUGUUAGCUGAUCGAAUAGGAAAUUUCAGAAUUCUACUAUCGGUAUUUUCCAUAUUCGGAGGCUUCGCGGCGUUGUUAUUGCUACUAGUGCCAACCGGCAGGAUGAUGGUGACUUUUCCUGAGAAUAUAAUCAUGGAACUCGGUUGUCAAGGUAAAGGUGGUUCGCUAUUAUAUACAAUGAGCCAGACUCAUCCGUGUGAGACGAAAUUAGAUUCGGACAUCGAUAUAAAAAUAGAAAGUUGCGGAUUCACAUGUCAUGUGGAAACAGACAACGAAACAGAUCAAAAUUUGAUUCUAAAAUCGAGACUUUAUACCGUCAGACGUUUUAAUUUUCAGACUGGUGAAAAUACUUUCUACAAAUACAUUCCUACGCAGAGUGACUUGUCAACGGUACGUUAUGCAUUAAACGUAUAUUAACAGAUCUCUUAAAAUAGAAAAACUACCAUUCGACGGACCUCAAAAACUUACUAUUUUUUCCCAACUGAUCAGCUACUUUCAUUUUCAUGUAUCCCGAAAUGCGUUCAAGAUUUUGAUAACUUUACCGAAACUUUGCAUGGAACAUGCAAAAAUUAUACGUUGUGCGCUUUUGAUUAUUUAAACAAACCAAAGAACAAUAUCAACCAAAUGAUAAAUUAUCAUUUAUACAAAUCAGAAAUUAAAAGUUUAACAUCGGAUGAAGAAGAUUUACAACAAGAACGGCAAAGAUAUUUGGGAGAGGAAAUAUCUUGGACAGGAGAUUUUCGAAAAGUUACUUGUGAUAAUUCAGAUUAUAUAAACGAUGAAAUCACGAUAGAUGUGCAGCUUUAUGAUCACGAUGCAAAUCUAAAAACAACUAAGCAAAUCUUGAGCACGAAUAAAUGCAACAAGAAAUGCAUAGUUAUUGUACCUCGCAAAGCAAUGUGCUCUAACAUGAAUACAGAAAUUGAAUAUAAUGUAAGCUUGACGUUUUGGCUUUAUCUCAUCAUUAGAGUAUUCAUAGGUAUUAUUGGUGGUACAACGUUUGCUAUGUUUGAAGGUGCUGUUAUAGCAAUAUUACGAGAGCAGAAGGCAGACUAUGGUCUUCAAAGAAUUUAUGGUAGUAUAGGAGGCAUGAUUUCCUCACCUUUAUCAGGUCUUCUCAUAGAUUAUGCCAGCAGAGAUAAAGGAUAUACUGAUUUUAGGCCAGCAUUCUAUUUAUACGCUGCAUUGAAACUUGUAUCAGGUGUUCUUAUGUUGCUGAUUAAUUUAGAAUUUAAAGCACCUGCUACGAAUGUUGUACGUGAUGUCUUCAUUGUUCUGAGAAACAUUGAAACUGCUGCACUUUUCCUUGCUUGCUUUGUUCUCGGUACCGCUUGGGGAUACAUUGAGUCAUUUCUCUUCUGGUUGAUACAAGAUUUAGGAGGAUCUAGUUCACUUAUGGGUAUCACCGUGACCGUCGGUGGUAUCGCUGGCAUACCAUUAUUGGCGCUUUCGGGACCAAUAAUAUCAAAGAUUGGUCACGCAAAUGUGCUUUUUAUAGGAUUUGUGUUUUAUGCUGUCAGACUUUGUGGUUAUUCGUUAGUUUAUGAUCCUUGGUUGACUCUAAUCUUCGAGGCAUUGGAAUCAGUUACGUCAUCUCUUAGUUUCACUGCAGCCGUUACCUAUGCGGCAAAGUUAUCGACUAUAUCUACCGACAGCUCGAUACAAGGAUUACUUGGCGGUGUUUAUUACGGAGUUGGCAAAGGUUCUGGAAGCUUGAUCGGUGGUUAUCUCAUGAAAGCUUUUGGUACUAGACCAACCUACCAAAUUUUCGCUGUGAUAACUUUGGUGACUGGCAUAAUAUAUUUAAUAUUUAAUAUCACUUACCUAAAGAAGCGAUCUCAGCUUAAAGGCAACGAUAUUGUACAGAAGAAAUCGAAAAAUAUUGAUGCACAAAAUAGUUUUGAUAAACAUGCAAAUGAUAUCAGUCUCGAUGAAAAACCACACGAUGAACGAAUAACGAAGAAUAAGAAGAUUUUGAUGAAAAAUAAUGGUUUAGAUAAUGAAGGAUUUUUGAAGGACAUACAAGAUAAUAAAUUGUCCAACAAAGCAAAUGAACAUAGUUUGCAGAUUGAAGUUUUUAAAAACACUAAAAACGUUAAUGAAAUUGAAUAAAAUACGAUUAAAAAACAU